This is a messenger RNA of Anneissia japonica, 5330 nucleotides long. RefSeq names its product probable ATP-dependent RNA helicase DHX58. Lineage: Eukaryota; Metazoa; Echinodermata; Crinoidea; Comatulida; Comatulidae. Gene Ontology annotation, molecular function: DNA binding; protein binding; hydrolase activity. The record is from RefSeq and is a predicted model, not a curated record. The transcript has 7 exons. Gene Ontology annotation, biological process: regulation of apoptotic process. Gene Ontology annotation, cellular component: cytoplasm. The coding region runs from base 82 to 2550 and encodes 822 amino acids.
GCCUACGUCGACGAAGGGUGUAGUACGAUUGUCAACGUUAAUUUUCAUAUUAUUCGGGAAACUAAAUAUACAAAUAUUGUAAUGGCCGUGCACAUUCCUACCCCCGGGGGCAUACCUCUCUUCGGUACCACUGUUCUUCGGAUAUCCAGGGAGUUGACAGACAAAGAAGUUGCUACAUUGAAAUCCGUAUGUAGUCUUAGCGAUUAUUUAACGGAGUCGGAACUUAAACCAAUACAAGACGCCCCAUCUCUUUUCAGAGCAUUACGAAAAAAUGGCACACUUUCGGAAACCAAUCUAGGCAGUUUGGAAUGGUUACUUUCAAAUAUUAAUCGGGUCGAUUUAAUCCAGAAGUAUCUACCUAAAAACUCUGGGAGCAUGGAGGUAUCAACAAAAGAAACAAAAUCAGAUGUUUCAGAGAUGUUUCCAAGUACUUAUUCAGAUAUUGAUAUUAGUAGAGAUAAAGAUAAUAUUCAGACCGCAAGUUUUUCCAACUCUUCUGCACCUUCAGCUGAUCUAUUGGCAGAAACGUCUCCUUCCACCAGUCUAUUAACAUUACGCAAGUAUCAGAAAGAACUAGCAAAACCCGCAUUGGAUGGAAAAAACACUAUAAUAUGCGCUCCAACUGGCUGUGGAAAAACUAUCACUGCCGCUGAGGUUUGUAAACAUUUGCAUGACAAAUCAGCAGAUCCAGAUAAGUUUAAGGCCCUGUUCAUUGUUCAUAUCCGUCAUCUUACUACUCAACAGAGAGAUGCUUUCAGGACGCAUUUUGAUGAAAAAGAGCUUGGUGUUUUGAAAGAAACGGAAACCUUGCAGGCCAUUUUACAAGUGAAGAAAGUUGUUAUGAUAACAGCCCAGAUUCUUGUCAAUGCACUUCACAAAAAAGAAGUUGAUGUAUCAGAUUUUGAUUUAUUAAUCUUGGAUGAAUGUCAUCACACAACACAGGAACAUCCAUUUAACAUUAUAAUGCGUACUUACCUCAUGAAAAAGAAAGAAGGUGCCAGUCCCUUGCCAAUCAUUCUGGGUCUCAGUGCUUCCCUUGGUGUUGGAAAAGACCACAAUGCUUCAAGUCACAUAAUUACACUCUGUGCCAACAUGGAUGUAACUGUUGUUUCGCACGUCCGUGAAAAUGUUGAAGAUCUAAAAAAACACGUACACACUCCAGAAUAUGAUGAGAUCUGCCGAGUGGAUCCACGCCCAAGUGUCGACAAAUUCCGAAACAUCAUUAAAGAAAUAAUGCAAGAACAGGAACAUAAGCAUCUUCUAGAAACUGAUCCACAAGAAAAAGGAAGUCAGGCAUAUGAAAGUUGGAUAGUUCAAUUUAGAAAGAAUGCAGAAAAGCUACUAAAUCGUGACCUGAAUGUCAUUUGCGGUUACCUGUUAGCUUUUAAUAAUGCACUUAUACUUUACGAAAAUUUAAGAGCCAUCGAUGCAUUUGAUUACUUAGAUGAAUAUUUUGAGGAACGUAGCUCUAGCGAUGAUCACUACAUUGCCUGCGAAAACGAACUAAGAAUGCAAUAUCAGACUUGUCACCAGAAAACGUUGAUGAAACUUGCUAGGAACGAAGAAACCAAUGAUUGUCCAAAGCUUAAGAAGCUUGUAAAACUCCUGAAAAUUGUGUUUGAAAAAAAUGAAUUAUCCAAAGGAUUAAUUCUCUGCCGAACACGAGUAAUUACAAGAGGUUUAAUGUUGUUCUUGAAUCAAGAAAAAAUAUUGCACGAGUUGGGAAUAAAACCUGAUUGUCUGGUUGGACAAGGCAAACCAGAUAUGAAAUACACAAUGACGGAAGUAGAGCAGACCAAAGUUCUUAAUCGCUUUAAAGAGGGAGAAAUCAACGUUCUAGUAGCGACGAACAUUGCAGAGGAAGGUCUAAAUAUGCCAGCAUGUAAUGUUGUUAUUCGAUUUAACUACGUUAGUAAUGAAAUUGGCACCGUCCAAUCUAGGGGGCGUGCUAGGGAGUGUGGCAAAUCCUAUCUUAUUGUUGAAAGAGGUUCAAAAAAUGAGGAACAUGAGGAGGCGAACCCAGAAAAAGUCAGAAGAAUGAAUGAAGCAUUGUUAAAUGUUGAUUGCCAGUCAGAAGACGAAUUCAGAAAUGCUGUUAUUAUACGACAGAAUAAAUUGUUAGACGAAUACGAGAAAAAAAUGUUGAAAAAGAAACAAAACCAACAAUUGGAUAGAGCAUCUGAUGUUGAAGUUCUUUGUAAGGAAUGCUCAACAUUCCUAUGUCUUGGCUCUGAUCUUCGUCAACGUGGAUGCCACUACACGUGUAUUGAUCCAGAAUUCAGGAACAAAAUCCAAGAGAAGGAGAGAAAUGGCCAAGGCUUCAGAGAUACAACAAACCUGGGAUUUAUUAAAUGUGCUGAGAAAGGUUGUGGAAAGAAAUCAAUUGGUAUUCUCGUCCUCUUCAAAGAUGGUGGUAUAGAGGAAAAAGGAUACGGAUUGAAUGCUAAACAAAUCAAGUUUAGAAAUCGAAAAGAAACGUCUAUUGGUAACAUCUGGGAUAUUAAGCAGUGGUCGAAGUCAACAUUUGAAAUCCCGCAGUGGGAACAAUAAUGUUUUAUAUUUCAGGUUACAUAUUCAUUUUAGCAAUUGUGAUGUAUUUGUAUAUUUACGACUAUGGGUAUUUAAGUCACGGUUUAACAAUAAUUGUUGAAAUUGAACACUAGAUUCUGUGGUCAUCUUUUGUUGAAAAUGUUAUUAUGUAUUAAGUACCGUUACCUUUAUAAUGACUCCUUCAUAUUAUAUAUUAAAAUAAUGCAAACAUUUAUAAAAAAUAUCAACCUAAUAUUAUAUGUACAAAAUGUUGUUACUAAUAUUGAUAUCGUAGAAUUUAAUUACAAUUCAUACAUGUGUGAGAGUUGUUAAUAUUUGAAACAUGGUACUUUUUGAUUACCGUAUGUGUUAAUAAAAAUGUAUUGUGGUAGGCCUAUUAUAAUUGUUAAUGCCUAUUGUUUAGUUAUGUUAAGUUAGAUGGUGACCUAAAUAUUCAGUUGCUAAUCGAUACACUAAAAUCUUACACUAAUUACACUUAAAUUCACCAAUCUAACACCGCUAACUCAUCAACCCACUCAAUUAGACGGUCAUAUUUUAGACCCUUAUUAUUGCAAUAGUUCAAAUUACAUUAUUUUAGCAUUCCAUUGUUCAUAUGUAGCACAUAUCUGAUCAUCAUUUUUAUAUGAUGUUAGCACAGUAGAUACACGUAGGCCUAAAUGAAAAAAAAAGAGAAGUUCCUGAUGAUGACAUAAUUAAUGUCGAACUUCAUUGAAUCCCGACACAAUGGCGUGCAUUUCGAUACUUGGAGUAUGUUUUAUACUACCUUAUCUGAGAUUAAUCAGUGGACCUUUCAGAGUAUUUCUUUUUGUAGUUUUGCAAACGUAGACUUCGAUACUAUCAAGUCUACAUUUUUUAACGUUUUCAGUAAAUUCGCUACUCCUUCCGCAGACUUUUAAUUUUAAAUAUAUAGGUAAAACUAUUCACAAAGUUUAAACUACCAGUAGAUCACAUGCUAACAAUUUAUUUAAUCAUCCGAGGUAAAUUUAUAAUGCUACAAUAAUAAGAUUAACAUUUUUCAAUCUUAUAAUCAAUGUUAUAUAGCCGGAGUUAUGUAUUAACCUAAGCUACUACGGCUAACGACAGGUACACUUUCUUUAAUAAAAGGCUUUUUCUAUGAAUGAAAUGACAUGUACGAAGCACGUGCUCCUAGGCAAUACCCAGUACCGUUACGAUUUUAAUCGUGCGGGAAAUAUACUCAUGAUUUAUUUUUAUAAUAAUUUUCCAUUAAUACUGUUGUCUAUCAUAAGUUAUACUCUCUUAAUAUAAAGAAAUUUUGAAAAUCACGUAAUGUCUUGGGUUUGACGUCAAAUGUAUGAAACGUGUAGGCUGCCGGCAUAUUGACCUCUGAUAAUGGACCUUUCCGCUAAGCUCCGCCCCUUGGAUAUUGUUGCUAAGGUCCCACAAGUCAGCAGUGUUAAAACAUACGCGAACACGUGCGUUUGUGGGACAACACGUGUGUUUGUAAGACGCGCGCGUAUUCCUAGCGCUGUUCUGAUUAGUCAGUUGUUAAGUUUGAUUGACACUCCGGAAAGAUAUAUUAGCCAAGGGCGGAACCAGCAGUGGGCCAUGAGGGCCCGUACCCCCAGUCGGUCAAGCCAAAAAAUAAAAAAAUGAGAAACAUUUGAGUUAAAAAGAGAAAAAAGGAAAAAGGAGUGUACCCAUGAAUUCAGUGGCGAUCCAGCAUUUUUUUCUUCUUGUGGGAAACUUUUUUAAACUAUGUUCCAGUGUGGAAUGAUGGCUUAUCUUGUAUACGCUCAGCUCGGUUAGAAAGAGCAUUAGGAAUUACACUUGGCAGCUCUUACAAUAAUUAUAAUAGUGCUCUAAUAUGUGUAACAUAGAUAUGCUGGAAUGUUUAAAAAUAUAUAAUAAUUUUUAGAAUUUGCUCACCAAUUAUGCAGAUCACCAGAUUUUCGUUUCUGGAUACCUGAUCAAAUAGUUUGAAAAAGAAAAAUGAAUUCAAACCACCUACAUUCAAUACCAAGAUACAAGCAAACCCAAUUCCAUGCCAUUAGUAUCUUAAAUCAACAGAAUACUUAAACUUGCAUUAUAAUAUAAUGAAACUAUGAUUUAGGAUGAACUGAUUAAAAUUGAGGUUUCUGAGCUUAAAUUUAAAUAUAUUAUAUUUGAACCUAAAUAUAAACUUUAAGCUCAAAAACCUCAAUUUUAAUCUGUUCGUCCUAAAUCAUGGUUUCAUUUUUGUAUCAAUAUAAUAUUACUGUUGUAUGGGUUUACCCUAAAAUUUUGAAUUUGUAUAUGUAUUUUUUUUUUCUUUGUAGUCUUUGUGCAGUGUAAUAGACCUAGGUAUAUUGUUAAAUUGAAUCAUUUGUAAUGUAUCAUUUGGAAUGUAUCAUUCAAGGAGAACAUAACAUAGAGUGAAAAACGUGAGAGACUGAGUUAUUAUUAUUAAUAUACUGUAGUAAACUUUGGUUUUAAUCGUGUACCGUUGAAUAUUUGGGUAAGAUUAAGGAAUUGCCUCACUUUUGGGACGUGUGAUAUUGUAUGGUGUUAAAAUUUAUGUUUAAAUUAUUGUAGAUUAAUUUGUUUAAUUAUGAUAUUUUCCCCUAAAAUUGAGCUCGUCAAUAUAAUUGAAUUAUUGUUUUUUUGUAAUUGUUUACAAUGUCAUUAUUAUGUAUUAUGUUUAUUAUUAAUUUAUUUGAAUACUAUUGUAUAAAUUAUUAGUAGGAUUAUAUAAUUUGUAUUAAUGAUCUGUAUUCAUGCCUAUUAUGGAAUGUUGAUAUCUUCAGCCUAAUGAAAUAUUAUGGAUACGAAUAAUAUGAUAG